Molecule: messenger RNA, 2058 nt
Organism: Tetrahymena thermophila SB210
Lineage: Eukaryota; Ciliophora; Oligohymenophorea; Hymenostomatida; Tetrahymenidae
Product: transmembrane amino acid transporter protein
Exons: 1
Biological process (GO): amino acid transmembrane transport
Molecular function (GO): amino acid transmembrane transporter activity
Source: RefSeq, a predicted model, not a curated record
AUGAAUUUUAACACUAAUGGAAUAAACUACUCAUAAAAAACUUAUAGCAACGAUAAUUCUAGAGAACCUAGUGCUGUAUUUGGAUAAACAGAUUCUUAAAGGCCAAGCUCAAAAAGAAGUAAAAUUAGUAUGACUAGCUCAAACUAAAGAAAAAGUAAUAGUUUUCAGUUUAAUAGAGCAGAAAAAGAUGAAUAUGAAGAUGAAAUAAAGGAUAAAUACUAAGAUUCCUUUAUAAAUGAUAGAAGAAGUGACAGUGUGAAUCAUCAACAAAGCUUAAAUAAUUUUUUAAAUAGUAAAUAGAACUCUGAAAUAGUACAAGAUUCCCAGAAUCAAAAAAAACACUAAACCACAUAAAAUUAACAAUCUCAUUUUGGAACAAAAAGUGCAAAUUAAAUUAGUAAUCACUUUAGAGAUGUUAAUGGUUAUUCUUAAAUAUCAAGGAAUUAAUCUUAGUUUAUAUAGAAUCCAGGUAAUAAUAAUCAUAAUAACUAUUAUAAUAACUCUAAAUUAAAGCAGAGGCCAUAAACUUAAAAACCUAUUUAAGAUUUGGCUACACUUGAAGAAGAUAAGGAGCUCCAUGCUUCCUUUUUAUCUGAUGAAAACGGUCGAAUUAUAUAAGAAAUUAAUGACACAAAUAAAUUCUUUUAUAAAAGCGGCCUCAAGGGGGUUAUAUACUUAGUAAGUGAAUGCUCCAACUCAGCCAUAGGCAUGCUCCCUUACCUUUUCAGCUAAUUUGGUAUUGUUCUUUCAAUAGUCCUUAUUCUUACACUGAUAACUAUUAGCAAUUUUUCUUUUCAUUAUCUCCUAAAAGCUAAAAAUUUAAGUCGUAGAAGCAACUAUCACAGUAUUGCUCAAUACCUUUCAGGCAUAAGUGGCUAUAGAUUUAUUUUCAUAAUUUAAUUUUUUACUAAAUUUGCAAAUUGCACUAUGCUAAUGUAUUUUGCUUCAAAAUAACUCCAAUAAUUUAUUCUAAACGUGAAGGGCAAAUAAAACUUAAGCGACUCAUAGCUUAAUUUUGUAGAAAGUUACUAAUUCUAUUUAAUAGUAAUGCUAAUAAUACUGUUCGUUUUAAGCUUAUUGAUAAUAGAUAGCCAUUAGACAACUUUCACACAAUUAGUAAAUAUGACUUUUCUCUGUAGUAUGAUAAUAUUAAGCCUAAUUUCAUUUAUAUCGACUAUAUAAACUGAAGAAAUGAAGGGAGACUAUUUAUUCGCACCUGAUGACUUUAAGUUUGGUUAUGCUUUCAGCUCAUUAUCUAUUUUGUUAUUUUUGUUAGAUGUCCACAUUAAUUUCUUCAAUUUGUAUAAAUAUUUACGUAAACCUAGCGACAGAAAAAUGUUAAGAACAUCUCUUUAUGCUAAUAUGGUUCUAGGAUUAUGCUUUAUAUUUAUAGGUUCUUUUGGCUACAUUUCGACAACUGGCCUUGAGAGGAAUGCUAAUUAUUUGAUUUAAUUUAGUUAACUUGACUUACAUAUUACAUUUUCAUCUUUUGCCCUUAUGAUAUAUGUUUUAUAUUGUGUAGUUAACUUUCCUUUGCAAUUUUCUAUAGUUAGGUCUCAUAUUCUUAAAGUUUUUAAGACUCUUAAGGUUGAGGAAAAAUAAUCUACUUUGGACUAUCCAAACGAUUAAGAUAGAGAACCUAAUGAUCAGCCUUAGUUUUUUAAAUCCUCUACAUAGGAUGUAAUUUAUGGAAAUCCAAGCAAUCCGUAUAUUAUUCCAGCUCCAGUUUACGGAUAUAAUAACGAAACACUCAAAGAUUCUAAUCUCCAAUAAAGCCAUAUUUAUAUGAGACAAAUUAGAUUUUAUGCUUCAUCAGUAGUGCUGUAAUUGGCUAUGUUUGGUAUUAACUUUUUCCUUACAGGUCCUUUAUUGAUAGCUCUAUUAUCAGGAGUAUUUUUUUCAUCUGUUAAUGCCUUCAUAAUACCUACUAUCUUUUAUAUUAAACUAAGUAACUAUGAGUCAACAUUAAAUGUAAUAAUUUCUGUCUUAUUACUCUUUACUAUUUUAGGUUUGGAUUUUACUACAUUACUAGGAUAAGUCUUUACAUUAGUAGAGUGA